Hydatigera taeniaeformis is the source of this 2070-nucleotide messenger RNA. NCBI's taxonomy places the organism in Eukaryota, Metazoa, Platyhelminthes, Cestoda, Cyclophyllidea, Taeniidae. The record is from the annotation of a GenBank genome assembly.
AUGACUCCUCGUGAGCUAGCUUUUCCCGGCCACCUGACUCCGCCUGAUAUCCAGGCUUACCAACAAUUUUCCAACCAAUCUGGGAACCCCCUUUUUUCGUCCAACCGGCUUCGGAGUUUCCGGAAACCCAUGCCCCUCCUACUGGACGGUGUUGAUGGCCGACUAAACCCCGAGUCCUUCUACAUAAAAUCUAAAUCUGCAAGCAAACGUAGGCGAGACCUCCAAGUGCAGGAAAUAUUGCCAGUGGGAAGGUUUUUUGAAAUGCCUGCUUUGAGUCCAUUCGAAACUGAGGUAGGAUGUAAAAUAAAGCCAGUUUUAAGGAUGAUUCAGGACUGUAGGUUGGAUGAUCAAAGAGUCUGUGAGUCGUUAACCAUCAACGAUUUGAAACCCAGACGUCCCAACUCCAUCCAUCAGGCAGUAGAGUCAUACAUGAGGAGCUGUUCGCUUAAAAGUUAUUCAGUUGUAAACAAACAAGCAAAAGAGGAAUCUACCUCAGAAACCCUGAUGCCUGAGCCCUCCCUUCACACCUGGAGAAUGGCAAGCGAAAUUGUUGAACUAAUACUUUCCGGUCAAGUCUCGUGGAAACAUAUAGAGCCCAAAUUCAAGUGCCGUGAACCUGAGAAGCAUGAAGUCGAAUUAUUUUGUCGACUUUCGCCUCAACAGAAGAGACACAAAAAUGUCUUCCUCGAGAAUGUCGAUAGAUGGGGUGUAAGAAGGAACAUUGAUGGACCCUUUUGGCCAUUUGGUUUGGGGCCUCUUGGCCCUCCACCAAACCUUCGAGAUGGUUUUGAAUUAUGGAACAUGGAGAGACCACGCCAGAUUUUCCCCUACGACGAUGAUGAAUGCGUGUUUGCGCACUGUUACCCGUACACCUACACCGAUUUGAAGACCGAUAUUCGUGACAUGAUGCAAAAAGCAAGAAAAUUGCAAUCUGGUAGUGUUAAAUGUGAAAAGUUGUGCUCUACCCUCGCCGGGAACACUUGUUUUCUCAUAACUAUCACUGACCCCGGUAGAGGUGACGUUUGCUUUUCUGCAGUGAGACAUUCUAGGUGUUCUCUUGUUGGUAGAGACGUUAAUCGAACGUACACAAUCUAUGGACCGGAUCGUAUUCCAGAAGUGCAUUUCACUAGAAAGCUUGUGGAGCAAUGUCAGGACACCUACAAGGAUGUAAUAUUUUGCGAUUUUCAUGGACACAGCCAGGCAUUCAAUGCAUUCAUGUACGGAACGGACUCUGGUUACCGAUCUGUCAGUGUGGGUGGUUUAAUUGAACCACCCAAAACCUAUCUUACAAAUCCAAAACAGUACUUAGUUGACAGAAUGAUUCCAUUUCUAAUCAGCAAACAGGAUCCGCGACGAUUCUCCUUUCGGAGUUGUCGAUUUUCUCUACAGCCUUGGCGCGAGGGUUGCGCUCGAAUAACACUGUGGCGAAAGUUCAACUUAACCCAUUGCUUUACCAUGGAAACAUCCCUCUUUGGCACAAAUUUGGAACCUGGAUCCAGUCUACGCUACUUCGACCGCGGAGACCUCCAAACGCUUGGCCGAAGCGUGGCCUUAGGCCUUUUGGAAUUCCACAAAAUCUGCAGUGAUGACAAUAAAUUUACUGAAACGCUUAUUGAAAUGGGCAAAGCAAUGCUGCAAGAGAUUAUGCUUAAUCAAAUUUUGUCAACAAAAGCAAAGAACUCAUUGAAAACAUCAAAUACCGGACAGUUGGAACUCAACAAGGACUUCGAAACCAACAUAGGUUCUGUGGAUGAUUUUGCAAAUGCCUUCAACAAAUAUGGAGAUUUUUUGGUGGAAGACGAUGAAGUGGACAGUAGCAGUGUUUCUGAUGCCAGUUCCAUCAGUGCAAGUGAGUUUAUUGUGGCAAAGCCGCAAAAUAUGGCGGUGAGAGGGAAUUCUGCGCCUGUGGGAAAAUGCAAAAGGCGGCGUCGAAAGCAUCGGAAGUGUAGACGGCGAAGAAAGAAUCGGAGACGCAGGCUGGCUCUUCUUAGAGCCGCAUUGGGAAAUCAACCUAAGGUUGGCGCAAUUAUUUUAGCACCGGUUUUACUUGUACUAAAUAAAAAUAAGUAG